Molecule: messenger RNA, 1218 nt
Organism: Trypanosoma grayi
Lineage: Eukaryota; Euglenozoa; Kinetoplastea; Trypanosomatida; Trypanosomatidae
Product: putative enoyl-CoA hydratase/isomerase family protein
Exons: 1
Coding region: 1-1218 (405 amino acids)
Biological process (GO): L-valine catabolic process
Molecular function (GO): 3-hydroxyisobutyryl-CoA hydrolase activity
Source: RefSeq, a predicted model, not a curated record
AUGGUGGCAAACUGUGGCUCCCUCAGAUACAGGGAUCAGAGGAGUAGCACUGACACGCUGGAGGUGGAGGACUACCCAUGCACUCGUCUCAUCACACUGAACCGCCCGGCAAAGCUCAACGCUCUAUCAUUAGAGAUGGCUGAGCAUAUGCUGUGGUUGCACUUCAAGAGACCGCACCCACACCUCGCUCGGCGUGCCGUGUACGUCUUGAAGGGUGCGGGGGGUCGCAGCUUCUGCGCUGGUGGCGACGUCCGUGAUAUCGUCACUCACGGUACGCUGUUCUCAUUUCUAACUCUGACGUAUCGUCUGAAUUAUCACAUCCUCACCAUGCCGAAUCCGCAGGUGUCGCUGUGGAACGGAUACGUCAUGGGUGGGGGUGUCGGCGUCUCAAUUUACGGGCGUUACCGUGUGGCGUCAGAGCGGGCACUCUUUGCAAUGCCAGAGGCGGCGAUUGGCCUUUUUCCGGACAUUGGCGCGUCGUGGUUCCUGCCGCGUCUGCCGUUCCCCGGCCUCGGGCUGUACCUCGGCCUCACUGGGGCGCGUCUGAAGGGGGCGGACUUGGCGCAAGUGGGCCUUGCGACGCACUUCGUGCCCUCCGAACACUUUGAACGGCUUGAGGAGCGUCUGUGCAACAUCAAUGACCCUGCGGAGGUGGAGGCGUGCCUGGCGGAGUUUGCCGUAAAGAAACUGCCACCUUUCUCGCUUGAGACGCAUCGCAAGACCCUUGAGAACGUCUUCACGCUGAAGGAUACAACUACUGUGGAGGGAAUUCUCGAUGCACUCGCCGCGGACGGCAGUGAUUUUGCGAAGUGCGCGGGGGAGGCAUUGCGCAAGGCAUCUCCCACCUCUCUGAAACUCACUCUGGAGUUGAUGAGACGCGGGACGACGCUGCAAUCCCUGCGGGACGCCAUGGCAAUGGAAUAUGGUGUUGUUCAGCGAAUUGCACAAACUGGCGAGUUAACCGCUGGCGUAAAGGCUCUGCUCAUUGAUAAGACUAAUCAGCCGCAGUGGGAGCCGAGGACAUUGGCGGAGGUCACACCGUCGUAUNCUGGCGUAAAGGCUCUGCUCAUUGAUAAGACUAAUCAGCCGCAGUGGGAGCCGAGGACAUUGGCGGAGGUCACACCGUCGUAUGUGGAACAUUUUUUCAAUACUGAGGGCCUUGUGCCGUGGAGCCCUGAAUCCUCAGCUUGCGUUUCGUGCAGCGUCGAGAGUGAAUAA